Rotaria sp. Silwood2 is the source of this 330-nucleotide messenger RNA. Lineage: Eukaryota; Metazoa; Rotifera; Eurotatoria; Philodinida; Philodinidae. The record is from the annotation of a GenBank genome assembly.
AUGCAAAAAACACUGAUCUUCUUUGGUCUCGUAGCUUCACUUAUACUCAUUGAGCAGGCAUGCGGUGCUGAACUAAAAAGUUCACCAUCAGAAUGUUGGAAAGCAUGGAGUCGUUGUACGCCAGGAACAUCAUGGGGUACUGGUUGGUUGUGGCAAUCGUGUCAAGAUCGAUGUAACUGCCUACAAGCUGAAACUGGCAAGUGUGAAUCUUUUCCAAAUACUUGUCCAGAAGUAUUUGAAGGACCUACGAUUCAACAAUGUCGCUGUUAUGGUACUCGUUCACCCUUAUCUUGGUGGGAACGAGUGAAAUGCAAUCUUUGGCCAUCAUAA